AUGACUACAAAGACUACUUUGCUACUCGUUGCGUCAACACUGGCGUCGAAGGUGCUUUCUGCACCCUUUGGCGGUAACUCCACGCUCUCUAGUGGUAUAGUGGAUCUAGAGAUCACUCAUUUUUACAGCAACAAGACGGGGCCUUUACCGCUAGUCAAGGUCGGACUCGGAAGCCCUCCACAGAUCGUGACAAUGAUCAUCGAUACUGGCAGCAGCGACCUAAUUUCUCCUGAGACUGGGAGCUCAGUGUGCGGGAAGCCGCAGCAGCUAUGCACGCAGAACUCGUUCGGCCUUGUCCUCGGCUCUUUCAGCCCCGACGCGUCAAGCGGUGUCGAGAAGACGGGCCUACUCCUCAACACAAGCUUCGGGACAGGCGAGACAUACCAAGGGCCUUUUGUCAAGGGCCUUCUUACCCUCGGAAGCAACAAUCAGACCAUAUCAGAUGCUGAAUUCGCCCUCCAGGAGGACGGUUUUGUUCCCGAGGGAACACCGUCUUUCGCCGUGUUUGGAGUUGGACCAGUCGGCAAUGAGGCGUCCGACAGGCCGUACUCGAAUGUCCCAAUCUCGAUGAAACAGGCCGGCGUCACCAAGACAAGUGCCUUUGGGGUUUAUGUGAACGACUUCCGGGGGACACCUGGAUCAAUUGCAUUUGGUGGCGUGGAUAAAGCAAAAUUCAGUGGCGAGCUGAAAGAAGUACCACUUAUUUCCAAUGAUCAAGGAGAGUUCCCGCAGUUCGUCGUGGGGUUAAGCUCCAUGACGGUCACAGGUGGCAAUGGGCAGCAGGUGGGACCACAGAGGCGAGCACCAGGAAACUUGCUCAGCGAGACCCAGCCUGCUCUCAUCGAUACGGGCAACCCUGAGCUCGACCUACCCGCCGAUGCAGUCCGAGGACUAGCUCAAACUCUGGGGGUGGAAACCAGAAAUGACCAAGACGCUGUGUUGCUUGGGAAUGUCCCGUGCAACCUCGCUUCCAUGUCACUGGCCUUCGGGUUCGAUAAUGACGCGACCAUGAUGAACGUUCCACUUGAUCUCCUGAUGGUCCCUGGCGAUGUCCCAGGGCAAUGUGCAAUCCCAUCAAUCAUUGGGCUUCAGAACGGGGUGGUUGGUGGACUGACCAGUCUCGGUAACCCGUUUCUCCAAGCGACUUAUGCUGUCUUCGACAGCGAAGGGAAGAAGAUCUUGCUCGGGCAGGCUGUCAUGAAUGUGACAGAAAGUAACCUAGUCCAGUAUGCCGGUUAA
Diaporthe batatas is the source of this 1239-nucleotide messenger RNA. RefSeq lists its product as uncharacterized. The record is from RefSeq and is a predicted model, not a curated record. The coding region runs from base 1 to 1239 and encodes 412 amino acids. The transcript is spliced from 2 exons. Gene Ontology annotation, biological process: proteolysis. Gene Ontology annotation, molecular function: aspartic-type endopeptidase activity. NCBI's taxonomy places the organism in Eukaryota, Fungi, Ascomycota, Sordariomycetes, Diaporthales, Diaporthaceae.